UUGUGUUUGAGUUUGUUGGGUUGAUUAGAAUACUUGAGGAUUUGUUGAUAUCGUUGAUAUUUGCGUGUGGCUGUUCUGAGUGCAACAGUGAGUAAUAGAUAUAGUAGAAAAAAGCAGAGUCUGUUUUAUGCUAUUUUUAUUUGAUGAUGAUCUGGGAUAGUAGUGAAUACAUCAAGGCAAUACUAUUAUUGUGGUCGAUCUUUGUAUGUAAUAUUUCUGGAAACGACGAUUUCAUAAUUGACACAGAUGAAUGUCAAAUUCCGAAUUUUCCUGCCUUUAGUCAAGAAUCCCUUUCCAGCUACGUUCUUUUAGACUACGUUCGUUGUUCUACUUUGGAUCCAUUGACUCGGACUAUCGUGGAAAACAAUACUGCGUUUUUACAUUUAAGAACCGAGGUUCUUGACCAAUAUUAUAAAUCAAAAGAUGAAAUUGAUUGUUGCUAUAGUUAUGUUACUAGAAAUGGGACGAACGAGGAGCCAGAUAUUGGUAUUAGCUUCUCGAGUUGUAAUUACUUCAAUUCCACUGUUACUCUUGAAGAGCACACUGUGAUAGUUAAAUGCUACAUUGGUGCGGAUAAGAUAUACGAAAAUGUACACAGACCAAUGGUUGUAACGAAGGCAGUUAAGGAAAAACUUUUUAAUCGAUCUGAGGCAAAAAAACUAUCCAAGAAGAAACACCUCAGUGUUCUUCUGAUUGUGGUUGAUAGUAUAUCUAGGUUGAACCUGGCAAGAACAAUGCGUUCAACAAAAAAAUUUUUACAGGACAAUGAUUUUGUAGAAUUCGUUGGCUACAAUAAAAUAGAUGACAAUACUUUUCCAAACUUCAAUGCCCUGCUAACCGGCCUGAAUCAAAGUCAAUCUUACUCAAUUUGUAAACCAACCAUUGUGGGUGGGUUGGACCAGUGUCCUAUGAUAUGGUACAACUUUCGAGACAAAGGAUAUGUUACCGCUUAUGCUGAAGAUUUCGCUACGAUAUCCACAUACAAUUAUAGAAAGAAAGGAUUCAAAAAUCCUCCGACUGAUUAUUACUUCAAACCGUACAUGGCAGCUUCCGACACCCUAUCUACACUGGCAGUAGAUAGUAUGCCUUAUUGCAGUGGACCUGAAUCUCAAGGUGAAAGAAUCCUCAAUUUAGCUGGAGAUUUUUCCAAAACAUUCAAAAAUCAACCCUACUUUGGAAUAUUCUGGAUGAAUACUUUCAGCCACAAUUAUAUCAAUUCUCCAGGAAGAAUGGAUAACAAAAUGACAAACUUUUUCAAAGAUCUCAAACAACAUGGCGUUCUUAACGACAGUAUGGUAAUUUUCCUAAGUGAUCAUGGCAUCCGCUUUGGUGUUAUCCGUCAAACGAUUCAAGGAUGGUAUGAAGAACGGCUUCCAUUCAAUCUAAUAUCUGUACCUUUGUGGUUCCAAAGAGAGUACCCUGAGAAGUAUAAGAACUUUAUACAAAAUGCCCAGAAACUCACUAGUACCUAUGACUUAUUUCUGACCCUUCAAGAAGUGUUGUCAUUGUCUGUUGACGAUUAUGUUAUCAGCAACAGCAAGGCUUGUCGAUCAUGUCAGUCUCUUUUUUCCCACAUUUCUGAGAAGCGAAAUUGUAGGCAGGCUGGUAUUGGUGAGAAGUGGUGUACUUGUUUGGGUAAAUUUCACAAAAAUGAUAAUGAAAUAACAUCUGACAUGAAAGAAACAGCAUUAAAACUUUUCAUGCAGUCGGGUAACUUCCAAGGAUUCACUAUUGAAAAUAUUUUAAAAUCAAGUAUAAGCCGAGGGCCUAGACGGAAAAAAUAUUUGUUACUGAUGUUCAAACGAGAUUUCGACAUCCCAUACCAGGCAUUAUACAGAAUAGGUGGAAACUCAACAGACGCUAUGAAGUUGAUACACUUAGUGAGACUAUGGUGAAAUUGUUAUAUAAAAGGUGACAACGAAAUAAUUGCACAAGCCGUCAUUCAGUUGUUUGUGGGUUGGGAAAUUCGAAAUUCACAACAAAGGUAGAGUUCACUCCACUCGGUAUUUCUACCAAAUAAAUCACGAGAAUAGUAAUACUAUUGGCUGGUAGUGCCUGCGCACCCUUCGAAUGUGCCGCCUGGAACUAACUACCGCAACCAUCAAGGUGAAAAAAUAUUGAUUACAAUAAUAAUAAAAACGCGGUCCUAAGAUUG
Messenger RNA from Leptinotarsa decemlineata (Colorado potato beetle), 2155 nucleotides. RefSeq lists its product as uncharacterized. The record is from RefSeq and is a predicted model, not a curated record. NCBI's taxonomy places the organism in Eukaryota, Metazoa, Arthropoda, Insecta, Coleoptera, Chrysomelidae.